This is a messenger RNA of Neurospora tetrasperma FGSC 2508, 1381 nucleotides long. RefSeq lists its product as uncharacterized. Gene Ontology annotation, biological process: base-excision repair; base-excision repair, AP site formation via deaminated base removal. Gene Ontology annotation, cellular component: mitochondrion; nucleus. NCBI's taxonomy places the organism in Eukaryota, Fungi, Ascomycota, Sordariomycetes, Sordariales, Sordariaceae. Gene Ontology annotation, molecular function: uracil DNA N-glycosylase activity. The transcript has 3 exons. The coding region runs from base 1 to 1206 and encodes 401 amino acids. The record is from RefSeq and is a predicted model, not a curated record.
AUGUCCUCCCUCAAACGCAAAGCCGGCUCCUCCCAGCCCGGCCCCUCCUCCGACGCCAAAAAGCCCAAACAAAACGGCAAUAUCAUGUCCUUCUUUGGUCUCAGCAACAGCAACAGUAGCGCUACUACUACCGCUACCCCCGACCCCGUCACCGUAACCAAAAAGUUCAACAAGGAGAAAUGGGUAGCUUCUCUGACGCCCGAACAACGCGACCUUUUACAGCUGGAGAUCGACACCCUCGACGAGAGCUGGUUGGCGCAUCUGAAGGAGGAGAUUGUGACCAAGGAGUUUUUGGACUUGAAAAGGUUCUUGAAGAAUGAAUGGGAGACCAAGACGAUAUUCCCGCCCAAGGAAGAUAUUUAUAGCUGGUCCCGACACACCCCCCUCCCCACCGUCCGCGUCCUCAUCCUCGGCCAAGACCCCUACCACAACCACAACCAAGCCCACGGCCUCUCCUUCUCCGUGCGGCCUCCGACUCCCGCCCCGCCCUCCCUGCGGAACAUCUUCAUCGGCCUCUCACGAGACUACCCUUCUUUUAUCCCGCCCCCUGGCAAAUCCGGCCUCUUAACCCCCUGGGCAACCCGCGGCGUCUUACUCCUCAACACAUGCCUCACAGUUCGCGCACACGAAGCCAAUUCCCAUGCGAACCGCGGCUGGGAACGGUUCACCCAGAAAGUAAUCGACUUGGUGAAUGAGCGACAAAAAAAGGGGGUGGUGUUCAUGGCGUGGGGAGCGCCGGCGGGGAAGAGGAUGGCGAAAGUGGAUGGGAAAAGACAUUUGGUGUUGAGGAGUGUGCAUCCUAGUCCGUUGAGUGCGCAUAGGGGUUUCUUUGACGCGGGGCAUUUUAAGAAGGGAAACGAGUGGUUGGAACAAAGGUAUGGAAAGGAAGGAAGGGUGGAUUGGAGUUUGGUGGAAGGGAAGUCGAUAUUUGCUGAUGUGGAGGGAAAUAGUAAUGGGGAGAAGGAGGGAAAGGAUGGGGAAAAAGAGGAGGAAGAGGAUGAGUUUGAAGGAGGAGAGAUCUUUGAUGAGGAGGGGUUGAAGGAGGUUGAGGCUGUUGUGGGAAAGGUCGUGACGGAGGAGGACGGAAAGGAGGAGAUGAAGACGGAUUUGGUGGUCAAGAAGAAGAAUACGGGGGAGGAGGGAGGUGAUGAGAAUGCUGUUCCUGUUCCUGAAGAGGAGCAGACGGAGAAGAUGGAGGAAGACUGAUGUUUGGGUGUUGCAAGGGGUUAACGGGCUUGCACAUGUUUGGAUCUGCGGGCUGGGUUGCACAUGUCUUCUAUACCCAUGCGGCUGUUGUGUGACGCAGGAGCCAGUUAUUGAUUGGACUUGGGUAAAGGGUACUGUAUGUUUCGGUUCUUCAGGGUCGGUGUUCGGAGUUGUG